Colletotrichum spaethianum is the source of this 924-nucleotide messenger RNA. RefSeq lists its product as uncharacterized. The record is from RefSeq and is a predicted model, not a curated record. Gene Ontology annotation, molecular function: protein binding. The transcript has a single exon. The coding region runs from base 1 to 924 and encodes 307 amino acids. NCBI's taxonomy places the organism in Eukaryota, Fungi, Ascomycota, Sordariomycetes, Glomerellales, Glomerellaceae.
AUGGAAAACACAAACGUAAUCGCCUGGCUGCUGCCCUCUAGCACCAACCAGCCUGCCCUUGAAACUAUCCGCAUGCCCCAAAACACCACCAGAAGAGUCGACACGAUUCCUUCAUCAUACGAGCCCAUCGUCCAAACACCAAACCCCAACAACACGCCCUCUACGCCUACCAUCGACCCCUCCGUCCUCACAAAGUCCUCACCAUCCCAGUCCAAACUCCGCCCAGCGCUCGAACUAUCCUUCACCCACCCUCCCAAGAACCACCUCGGCUUCGCCCUCGGCACCGACCCAGACGUCUGCGACGUCGUCCUGCCGUCUCUCCCAGGCAUCAGCCCCGUUCACUGCCACAUCACCUUUGACGCUGAGAAGCGUCUCAUCCUCCGCGACACGUCCGAGACGGGCACCGCCGUCUGGUACGACGGCAACAGCAACGGUGACCGCCGCCGCGAGUCCUGGGCCCUGAGCAGCGGCUGCACCUACGGCUUCCCCGCCAUGGUCGACCGCGUCGUUAUCGACAUCCAGACCGUGCGCUUCCAGGUCCUCGUCAACGAGGCCCACCUCCUACAGCCUGAGGUCUACCAGGAGAACGUGAACAGCUUCAUGUCGAGCCUCGCGAGUGGCAGCAGCGUCGUGGAGAAGUCGAUGCCGACCGUCGUGGAGCGGGACGAGGAGGUGUGCGACUUCUAUUACAACUUUAAAUUUGACCUCGGCUUCGACCUGAGCUACGACUACGACUACGACUUUGACUUUGACAUGUCGGACGACGACGAGGGCGACAGGAUGGACUUCCUCCCUCCCAUCCCGUCCGUCGUCCCGCCCGUGUACGUGAAGUACCUCCUGUCCUCGGACGAUGGCAUGCCGCCCGAAACCUACCUCUGGAACACGACCCGGCCUUGGGAGCCGAUGGUCAAGGUCGCGUGUUGA